Camelus dromedarius (Arabian camel) is the source of this 2783-nucleotide messenger RNA. RefSeq names its product ankyrin repeat domain-containing protein 7-like. Gene Ontology annotation, molecular function: protein binding. The transcript is spliced from 5 exons. The record is from RefSeq and is a predicted model, not a curated record. NCBI's taxonomy places the organism in Eukaryota, Metazoa, Chordata, Mammalia, Artiodactyla, Camelidae. Bases 765 to 1514 code for a protein of 249 amino acids.
UGGUGGAAAUAAAAGCAAAAAAAAAAAAAAAAAUACAGUGAAGAAAGCGUGUAAACAUAAGGCAGAGCCACAGAGCAGGGUCAGCAGACAUGAGGAAACACAUUUUCAUUUCGUCUAGAGAGCGAGUGUUGGCUUCUCAAGUUUGUACUUAAUGAUACAUAUUGCCACAAUCUCUGAAACCAUGAAAACAGCUUUUUGCUGUUUGCAUCUGCUAAAUUCCCUGGAGACUGGCUGGGGCCCAGAGGGAUGGGGAAAGGAAUACACUGGGGGCUAAGGAGAUACAGAGGUUUUUGGUGGGGAGCUCUCUGGGGGACUAGGCCUUCAGCAUCCUGUGGUUCCACCCCACUCUAACCGCAGUUGCAUACAAACAUGGCUUUCUCAGGGUCAAGCCUCACUUCUGGAAAUGUCCCAAAACACUCAGCCACCUAGCACCAACAUUUCAAAGGAAUCCAAAAUGGCCCACAAGCAAUUGCAGAGAUUUGAAAUGACUUAGGCUCCCACGUGUGCACCGGGCACACUGGGCCUCUGGGCCUCUGGGCACACUCACAGGGACACUGGCUCUGGAGGGACAGUUGAGGGACAGUUGAGGGUCAGUGCUGUUGCUAGGCUACGAGUGUCCCGGACCAAACAUUCCAAGCCGCUGAGCUUCACAGCCAAGGUGUGGCAGCGAGACCUCUGUGGCUCUUCUGCAGCGCCAGCGCUGAGAUUGGGAGGUGGCAAGAGACCAGGAGGGAAGUGAGCGGUGUCGGAAGGCGAUAAGCCAGAUGAAGAAGAGACUCGUUGAGUUCGUGAACUGGGUGGACUUCAGCAUCCAUCAGAGAGAGCGCAGGGAUCGUGAGAAGCCUGUGCCUGGGUAUCAUGUCCAUAGGUGUGAGCUAAAGGAGUUCCACAAAGCCGCAUAUUUAGGUGACACGCGUACAGUGCAGGAGUUGCUGUCACAUAAGAAAAAUGUAGACAGCAGAGACAGGAAGAACAGGACUGCACUACACUUAGCCUGCGCCAGCGGCCAGUCAUCAGUGGUGGCUCUCCUUAUCCAGCGGAAGUGUGACCUGGAUGCUCGUGAUGAGGAAAGCAAGACAGCUCUCAUCAAGGCUGUACAAUGCCGGAAAGAAGCGUGUGUCACUAUCCUGCUGAAACAGGGUGCUGACCCAAAUCUUGCGGACAACUGUCAGAACACUGCUCUGCAUUACGCCGUCUUGGCUGAAGAAACAUCAAUUGCAGCAGAGCUGCUCCGCUAUAAGGCAAACAUCGAGGCGAUAAACAAGUAUAACUUCACACCAUUUUUAGUCGCCGUCAGGGAGAACAAAGAAGAGAUGGUCAAAUUUUUGAUUGAGAACGGGGCAGAUGUACAUGCAGUCGACAAGAUGCAAAGAUCAGCGCUCAUGCUUGCUGUGUUUCAUGACUCACCGGACACAGUCAAGCUGCUGCUUCAGAAGCACGUUAAUGCCAGUUCUCGAGAUUUACACGGAAUGUCUGCUGAAAGAUAUGCUUGUCGUAAUGGUUUUAAACAGUAAGUGUUUACAUUAAAAUGCCAGUUAUCUCUAAAUUGAGGUUGAAAGUGACUAACUGUUACUUGUUACAUGACAGGUGAGAGUUCCUAGUUGGGAGCAGGCACUUUGGGGAUGGCAGUGAGACCCUCCCCAUCACCAGCUGGAAACCAGCAAAAGGCCAGACUAGUGAGAUGGAGCAGUGGGCACGGGGUUCUUUAUCUCAGGGUUUGUAAGACCUUUAUCCUUAGGGUCCUACUGGUCUCCAUUUCAUUCCAGUGAAAGCCCUAUGCAUGGGGUCCAAAUAAUGUCACAUAUCUGAUUUUUCUAACUAGUUAUUUGGGUCUUGAAAUGUUUAGCAGAGCAGAAAAUCCUGUAUUUUCCUUUGGGGGCUUUCUUCUAUAAUCUUCCUCUUGCAUUUUUCAAGAACCUAAGGGAUUCCCUAAGGCCACAGUGACAAUCCUCUCCCACGAGGCAUUGGGGCAGGGCGAGGGCAUGCUAAUCGUUCUCUUGUUUCCCUUGAUUCUGUUGCUGCAGCGUUGGUACUAAAACUAGUUUUAACAGGAUCUCCUUGGCAGCUGAGUCUGGGGUCUGGAUGUUGCUCUCUAAAGACCUUUAAUAAAAUUUUAAAAGAAGAAAAGGAAAAAGAAACUGGUCGUGCAGUCGGGUCAUGACUGACCUCUGCUCCCGGGAUGCCUGUGCUGAUCCAGUUUCCGCGGUCUUCGUGGCGAUCGACACGUAAACUUCAGCGUGACAGCUUGUUUAGUUCUCAUACAUAUGCUUGUAUGAGGUCAUAUAUUUGUAAAUGAGUUUAGCUACAAGUUAUAUAGUAGCUGAGGUGUCCUGAAUUAUAAACCACAAAGAACAGCUAAUCACCAUAAUUUGUAACAUUUUCUGAAAACUGCCACAUUUAAAUGUUACACCUAUAAAAAAACACACAUUGGGUUUUAUUUGGGAUUCUCAAAUAGAUCCAGCAUUAAAGUUCAAGAACAGAUUAUUCCAUUCUUCCACGAUUUCUCUGAGCAUCUGAGGGAUACAUUGUCUCAUUAAAUCUUCAUAAUACUCUUAUGAGUAUUAAUAACUAACUGCCUAACAAGACAGUAAGAUCCCAGUUUUAUAAAGGAAGACUUUGAGCUGAAGAGAAGCCCCUUUUCCAGGAACAAAUAGCUGUUGUUUAUAGAGCUGGGACUUCUGAGUUCGAGACACUUUCCAUAUGUCAGGCUCGCUCUAGUUAACUUGCUGAGCUGUACUGCCCUCAGUUCAUGACUACUUCACCUUCCUUUUUUUUCUUUUUUA